Molecule: messenger RNA, 3489 nt
Organism: Podospora bellae-mahoneyi
Lineage: Eukaryota; Fungi; Ascomycota; Sordariomycetes; Sordariales; Podosporaceae
Exons: 3
Coding region: 1033-3489 (818 amino acids)
Biological process (GO): regulation of DNA-templated transcription
Molecular function (GO): DNA-binding transcription factor activity, RNA polymerase II-specific; zinc ion binding
Source: RefSeq, a predicted model, not a curated record
GAGCACACCACCACCACCACCACCACCACCACCACUACCACAGCACAGCACUCCUCUCCGGCAGAAAAACUGCAAGCACAUGCAACCAUCUCAACUCCCCAGGCACCAGGCACCGACAUUCCGUACCGCUAUUCUUAGCGAGAACUCCUCUGCUCCGUCGACCACCUCCGCCGGACUGCUUCUUCUCAAACUUCAUCUUAGUCAGAGCCCUUGCUGCCAUGCCCCAAACUGACAAAGGGCUCAAAGGUAGUUUGCUCGAUUGCCUUGACAACCUGCUGUCUAGUAAGAGUUCGAUGGAUGCUUCCAUGCAUACAAUAGCAGUGGUCUUGACGCACGUCGCCGGCGAUGCCCGGGGAGGGGCUGCCAUGUGGCUACUGGGCCGCCCGCCGACAUGUGUGAACCCAUCAUUUUUGGCUUCAGUGACAUCGAUUUCGACCUUGCGUCUCGAGUCGAUCCGGGGCUCGGUCGACCAUCUGGGACAAGCGAGAGAUGGCAAAAAACAAGAGGGAGAGGAUAAAAGAGGAUUCGAGCUGAGUGGGUGAGAUGGGGUGAGAAGGCGGCGUGGUGGAAGAAAACGGGGGGGCCAAGGUGGCCCAGGCAGUUCUUUUUUCCUCUCCUACUUCAACUACCCUUCAAAAAAUGAUGCAAGAUCUGAGGAGGGUAAGGUAUGGAGACAUGGGGACAUGGGGGUUUUUGUUUUAUCGCUACAUCACCUCCUCCUUCGCUUCUCGGCGUGCCGUUGCGUGGGUGUGCUUGUUCUGAAUCUGUGAGGGCGCAUCUAUGCCCGGUUAUUGAUUAGUGUCAAGCAGUCGGUGUCCACUUGCCUACCUACCCUUCACCUUGGCUUACAUUACAUUGCCCCUGGAACACGACCAAAAAAGAUCCAAAAAGGGAGGGGAAGAUCUCUUUUUUUUCCUGUCUCCGAAUGAUCUCGGUUUUGGUUCACACACACUCACACACACUCACACACAUACACACACACACACAUAGUAGCACGGGUAUACCCAGGGGGGAGAGAGAACCACGAGCAUUAUGGCCGAGGGGCUGCAGAGAUUGCCGCCGCCGCUUCAUAUACAGACGACCGGAGGGGGAAAUACCAAAAGCAGCAAUCCGAGCCCCUCGAUAUCGGCAACGAAUUCUCCAACGGCAUCAUCAGUGACAACAACAGCUUCGACCACCACAGCCUCGGGUCACAUCAAGAAGCGGACGAGAGCGAGCAGACCAAAAGUCAGGACCGGUUGCAUCACCUGGAUCGACAGCAAGAUCCGUCGGGUGAAGUGUGGAGAGGAGAAGCCAGCUUGUCUUCGGUGCACGUCGACGGGGAGGACGUGUGAUGGCUACGACAAGGGUUCCAGCUCGGCCUACGCCCGCUACCGGUCCUCGCCUGCCGACCCAACACGCACUGCCGAGCUGGCUAAGGUGGAAUUCGUAAAGGCGUGUCAAUGGAGCGAGGCGUUGCGGUCGAUGCGCCGGAUUGCGCCGGCUGACAUUGACGGGACCGACACGGAAAAACGCUUCUUUGGCCGGUUUCGUUCCAACUCUUCCACGUGGUUUGACCCGAGCACACCGCAGCACCUGUCUCAUUAUACCGUGUUCUGGAACAAGGUGAUAUCGCCAUCGACGAAUUGCUGUCAGGAUGAGGCGGUCAAGCACGCCGUGGUGGCCCUCGGGGCGGCUCACAUGUUGGUUCAGUUUCCAGACCAAAAGGUCCUCGACGGCUUCACCCGCGACGCACUGGAGGUGUUUGUUAUUCAGCAGUACAACAAAUCCAUCGCAAAGCUGCAACGACAUGUCGGUUCGACGGGUCCGGAUUCGGUCAGGAUUACACUCAUCUGCUGUCUGGCGUUUAUAUUUCUCGAAACCGUCAGGUCGAAGCACUCGGUGGCCGUGACUCACCUUGUCAAUGGUCUUCGAAUAUUACAGAGCAUGCCGUUUAGUGUCUUCGACUGCCUAUCCGACACAUCAAUAUUUGUGUGGCCACCACUGGGCACGAGUCAUCAGAGAGACGGAUUGGAAAUGCCCGACAUCAUUCGGUUAUUUGCCCGGCUAGAAGUCACGUCGUGUUUCUUCACGACAGCUAUCCACCCGGUCGUUUCGGAGAAGUCGUACGUCUCGAGGGUAUACGACGACGGCGCGAGCCUACAGACGGCCGAGGGGCCAACAGUGAUAUCAGACACGAAGGAGGCCAGAAAACUAAUGGCCACCUUCCAACACGACACCAUGGCCUUUUUGCACAAGCUCUCCGCCUCGACCAUCCGACCCGAAGGUCGCCAAUCAGCCUGCCUCCGAGCCAGAGCAAAACGUCUCGGCCCUAUCAUCUCCGAGUUCUUCGCCCGAUUCGGCUCCAUCGCGCCCAACACACCAGACCUGUACAUUCUUCUUCUUGACCUCCUCUACUUCAAAACAGCCUUGUUUCUGGUGUCGAGGAUACCAUCCCUCCCGCCAAAACGACCACCCAUGUUCCCACCCUCUCUGGCCCUCAACCCCUUCUUAAUCAGCUACACACCUCCCACCCCCCUACCCGCUGCUCCCUCCCCUCGCACCUCGCACCCAAAUUUAAGUCUGAGCUCCCUCCAGCAAGGGAUAAUUGAAGCCGACGACGAGGAAGGGGAUGCAGAGCAGGAAAUGGAAUGGGAAUGUCUCUUACAUGACAUGCUCUCCUUGGCACGCAUCUUGACAACUAGCCCGAUAGGUCAAAAAAUGCGCCCUUGGUCCCGGUCUACCACGGUCACCAUGACCAGCAAACACCAAAGUCCAUCAACUCACUCCUCCUUCUCCUCCCAAGUCAAGAUAUCAGUCCCCGUCCCCGGGGCACCAAUACCCGCCCCCGCCCCUGCCCCUGCCCCUGUGAUCACCACCAUCAAGAAAGAACCCUCACCCCCGGUGGCGGUGUUAUCAUCAGUAGUACCGACAACAACAGCAGCGCAGGAUUCGACCAACAACAGCAACAACAACAACAACAACAACAACAACAACGACGACGACAACAACCCCAAACCAACAACCGACACUUUGCUCUCUGGCCCGCUGUACACUAUAGCACUGCACACAACAAAUCACAUCACCAAAAACAAGGCUGUCGACCUCUUGGUGGAGAAUAUAAACCCUUGCAGUCUGACAUCUCAGCAAACCAUGGGGACGAGUCCUACGCCUAACAAAAGCUGGGAGGGGAUGGGAAUGGGAAUGGGAAUGAAGGAGGUUGUCAAGGGGGUGAUUGAGCAAGAGAGGCAGGUUAUUGAGGAGGGGGGGUGGAUGGGGUUGAUUAAUUCGCGGGGGGGACGGGGGGGGAAGUGGUAUGAUGCUCCGAGGGAGUUGAGCGGAGGGGUUGGGGGGUUGCCUAGGGUUUGGGAUGCGCUGGUUGGCGGUGGGGAUGGAGAUCGGGGGGGUGGUGAUGGGGAGGAUAAUGAGGGGAUUGGGGAGGGGGGUUUUAAUGAGGUUAUUGAGGGGAGGGGGAGGAGUUGGAGUGGGAGUCAGGGGGGGGGUUGGUGA